Rhipicephalus sanguineus (brown dog tick) is the source of this 388-nucleotide messenger RNA. Its product is annotated as THO complex subunit 5 homolog. The record is from RefSeq and is a predicted model, not a curated record. NCBI's taxonomy places the organism in Eukaryota, Metazoa, Arthropoda, Arachnida, Ixodida, Ixodidae. The transcript has 4 exons. The annotation marks the transcript as partial. Gene Ontology annotation, biological process: positive regulation of DNA-templated transcription, elongation; mRNA export from nucleus. Gene Ontology annotation, molecular function: mRNA binding. Gene Ontology annotation, cellular component: THO complex part of transcription export complex.
AUGGCGUUGCCCAACGGUGCCGCCAGCCCGCCGCUGCUGAUGCUCACGAUGCUUCUGCCUGCUCCAUCAUCUGUGCAGAAACGGCACAGGAGGCUGACCCGCAGUGGAACCGGUCUGUCCAGUGUGGCCAAGUGUCUUCAGAAGCACCCACUCACCGUUGUGAUCACUCUUCAGCAUAAAGGGUACCACUUGCAGAUCACGUUUACGUACAUCAUUGCCCUGCACAUUGUCACAGUCACAGCCAAAGUCACUGAGCCCCAUGGUGUCUCCAGCGGUGUAUCUGCAAGCCCAGUGAUGUCCCCAUCCACGAUUCUUGACAACUUGUUUGGUGAUGACAACGGUCUCUGUUCUCCAAACCCCGGCAACCAUUUUCAGCUCAAGAAAACGG